CCUGAUAACAAUUUUCUGGCAGAAGUUUCUUUAACCACUUACCGUCUGGCCCAUGUACAUAAAUGGCCUGAUAGGAGCAGUGCCAAAGUGGGUCACCAUUUAUAAAAGGCCCCCGCAUUCCCUGCCUGUGCGCACUCCAUGGGAGCACGCGGCACAGCGAUCUAGUGCCUGCUGUGUCCGGAGGAACACCGAUCACUGUACGGGACCUCUGUGUGAGGUCCCGAUCAUGUGAUCAGUGAUUGGCCACUUCCUGACAUCAUUGCUUACUACUUGUGAAAUCUGUGAAUUAUCACAGAGGUCACAUGCCUAAUACCAUGUGACAAACUGUGACCAAUCACAGCUCUCACAGUAUUUCUCAAUGGCUGCAAGAAUGCAGCCAAAGAGAAGGAGAAAUAAUUGCUUUUACAGCCUUUAUGGGUGUAAAAGCAAUCCGUGUAAAAAAA
This is a messenger RNA of Staurois parvus, 443 nucleotides long. The record is from the annotation of a GenBank genome assembly. Lineage: Eukaryota; Metazoa; Chordata; Amphibia; Anura; Ranidae.